This is a messenger RNA of Cavenderia fasciculata, 2502 nucleotides long. RefSeq lists its product as uncharacterized. The record is from RefSeq and is a predicted model, not a curated record. The transcript is spliced from 5 exons. NCBI's taxonomy places the organism in Eukaryota, Evosea, Eumycetozoa, Acytosteliales, Cavenderiaceae. The coding region runs from base 1 to 2502 and encodes 833 amino acids.
AUGAUGAUGCUCAAUAGUGGUGGUGGUGCGUUGUGUCGAUCGUUAUUGAUUGGUGCUCGUUCAUUUGCGACGACUGUAUCAUCAACAUCUACAUCGACAUCUACAUCAACAACAAGUGACACCACUUUUAUUAGUCGAUCAUAUAGUCGCAGUAGUAGUAGUAGUAUUAGUAGUAGUACAUAUAACAGACUAUCUACAUCAAGCAACAACAACAACAAUCCAUGUAUAUUUAAUCAUCAUACCUUUUUCACGAGUAGAUUCUAUUCGACUGUAAUCAUUGAUAGACCUACCACAACGACUACUUCAACCUCCUCUUCAUCAAAUAACAAUAAUAAUAACUUGAAUAAUCCAUCAUUUAGAAUGAGAUAUCAACAAAACAACAAAGAUAGAAAAGACAAAAAUAGAAAAGGUAAAAAUGAUAAUAAACAAGAUAAAGAAGGGAAACAAGAAGAAACGACAACGACAAAAGAAAGAAGAAUAUUGGCAAAUGGAGCACUAAGAUAUUCAAGAGAAGAAUUAAAGACAAUUGGAUUCUUGGACUUUGAAAGUAAUUGUUUCUUAUUAGGUGACCUAGAUAUGAUUGCACAAGAAUUGAAAAGAUAUUUAGCUGUACAUAUUGGUAAUGGUAGAGUGGCUCAUCAAAUGAUAAGAUUACAUCGAUUAGACGAGACACAGAAAUACCCGAUGGUAGUGGACCGCGAAGAGGUAGCUGCGCUGUUUCGACGAUCGUUGCAUUGCCUUGCACAACGCAUGCGUGACUUUGCUCACUACAGCCCGCAGACCACCUACGUGCCGGGCACGCGCACGGUCGAGCCGUUGACACCCGAGAAGGCACAGAUGAAACAGGAUCAUCUCGCGGUACUGGCAAUUCAGAAAAAGGCAAUGGAGACUAUCUUUGCCUACUUUUCAAAGUAUGGCAAGGAUAUGCGGUUCCUCGACUACUUUAUCCAAAAUGCACUCAACCGUCACUCUGUUCCACUCGACGAGUUGAUAAGGACGUUGCGCGAUGCCGAUGACUUUGAGUCGGUGUAUCGUGUGUACGAUUUGUGCGUCGAAAACAAGAUUGUCAUUUCUACGCCAUCGGCACAGAUCAUUCUCGAGCGAAUGUUGCACGAACGUCCCAACGAGAUUCCAAAGUUGAUUGCCUAUGUCAUGAACUCCAAGCCUGCCAACUUUGCACUGCUCUACAUCUACAAUGAGAUGAUUGGCAACUAUCUCGUACUCGAUCUAUUCGAACAGUUCCUCUUGACACUUGUCCGUCCAGAGACACAGUUCCUCCUCUACAACUAUACCAAUGCGAUGGUAUCGUACUAUCUCAUCGAAGGCAACUACAGUCAGGCACUCGCGCAUCUCGGUCGUUCCGCACAACACUACAACACACCUCCCCAUUACACAACCUCGACCAUUCCGUUGGUAUGGAAUGCCGUCAUAUCUACACUCGGCAACACCAACCAGACCGAGCGUCUCUUGCAGGUGCGCAGAAACUUUGAGGGACAAUAUUUCAUCUACACGGUGGCCGCCAUCGAGUCGUUUGCACGUCACAUGUACACACUUGGCCGUUGGAGUGAUCCCGAAAUACUACCCUUUUACUCAACCGCCAACCUUCACAUCCCACGCUCCAUUCGUCCCCAACUCAUCCGUCUCCAACAGUGCGAGAUUGAACAUCUCCUAUCACUCAACAAGAUCAACGAAGCAUACUCGUUAUUCAAAACUAUUAAAUCACCCAACAAUGCCAUCCUAUCAACUAUAUUCAAGGUGAUUGAAAUGAAAUUUGGAAAUAAUGAUAAUUAUGAAUCUCUCUCUAAAAAAUUAAUUAAUCAUAUCACUCCAAUUGUUGUUGGUACUAAACAACAAAAUCAAAAUGUCGUAAAAGAAGAAGAAGAAAAUCAAGAAAAAGAAUCAAACUCUACUUCUACAUCUACUUCUACUUCUACUACUACUUUUAGAAAUCAAUCAUUUGGAAUUACAUGGGGAGCAUUUUAUAGAUUAUUCUUUGAAAGAUUAUUAAAGAAUGAUAGAGCCGAUCUUAUCAACCAUUAUAUUUCCCAACAUCCAGAAUAUUUCAAGGGAGCUACCGUUUCAAAGGCAGUGGUUCAUUUGAUGAUCAAUGCACAAUUGACACCACACGACAAGAUACGAGUGUUCCUUGAACACUAUACACCACUCUGGACACGUUGUUCAGACGAUCUCCAUGCAUGUUUGUUAAAGGCCUACGAACAAUUGGCACCCAAUGACCGUGACCCAUCGGUUCUUCAGAAAUUAGAGUCAUUCAAAAUCUACAAGGAAGACCCAGACUCUUUUGACAAACACGAAAUAGCCAGCAUCUUUUAUUACAAUCUCAAUUUUAUCGAUACAAAAUUCAUCAACAAUCAAGUUAUCAACACUAAAGCAAUCCACAAAGAAAAAUAUUUUGAAAUGCGUAAUCUUAGACAAUCAAUAGAAGAUCAUCAAAAUAUGAAAGAUAAAAAAUUAAAUACUAGCAAUAGUAAUUGUGUUAAAUAA